This is a messenger RNA of Haliotis rubra (blacklip abalone), 4403 nucleotides long. RefSeq lists its product as uncharacterized. The record is from RefSeq and is a predicted model, not a curated record. The coding region runs from base 101 to 2938 and encodes 945 amino acids. Lineage: Eukaryota; Metazoa; Mollusca; Gastropoda; Lepetellida; Haliotidae. Gene Ontology annotation, molecular function: metal ion binding. The transcript is spliced from 4 exons.
CUAAGUUUAUAGCAUGAAAAUGGCGAUGAAAUUGUCGAAGCUCUGAAAACACGAAUUAUUUUGUGUUCACCAGGAAGGUUGAGUCUACUGAACCAGCAAUAUGUUGAAGCCAGGAAGUGUGAAUGCAGUGUGCAAGCACUGGCUUGGCGGCAACUGCCUGCAAGGGGAUCGGUGUGUAUUUAUCCAUGGACCAAAAUCUGACAGACAGGUGAGCCCUACACCAUCAAGAAGAAAUCCAUCUCUACAGACUGGUUCAAACACUGGUUCUCUUAUGGGCACUCCAGCAGUUAUGCGUUAUGGACAAGGAUCUGUAGCUAUGCCCUAUCAAAUGUUACCUAUGGGAAACAUGGGAGGCCAAGGUCUUGUACAGCAAGUGCCCACCAGUUUGGCUGACCAAAGACUUUUGAGACUGCAGCUUUCUGCACAACAGAUGACAGGGCUACAACAGAUGCCAAAUGUCCAACAACAGAUGCCAAAUGUCCAACAACAGAUUCCGAAUGUCCAACAUCAGAUGCCAAGACUCCAGCAACAUAUACCAGGUACUCAUCAGAUGACAGGUCUUCAGCAACAGAUGACAGGUCUUCAGCAGCAGAUGCAAGGUCUUCAGCAGCAGAUGCCAGGUCUUCAGCAGCAGAUGCCAGGUCUUCAGCAGCAGAUGCCAGGUCUCCAGCAGCAGAUGCCAGGUCUUCAGCAGCAGAUGCCAGGUCUUCAGCAGCAGAUGCCAGGUCUCCAGCAGCAGAUGCCAGGUCUCCAGCAGCAGAUGCCAGGUCUCCAGCAGCAGAUGCCAGGUCUUCAGCAGCAGAUGAUGAUUAACCCUGUUGGAUUGAACAUCUAUGAUGAUCAGAUGAUGUCUGUGACUGGACGUCAAGGACGAGACCCUGAUAAUAGCAUGAGAAUUAGGGGCAUUAGGCCUAAGAAAAAGUCUAGGUUUCACGACAGCUCAGAAAUAUUACUUCCUACAGGUGAUGCUGUGCCAACAAAACCUGUUUCAUUGAUGGAUGUGAAUAUUCCCAUGACGUCAUCUAUGGUUGAAGCUCAAGACAACCUUGUAUUUCAGACAUCUCUCAGUCAGAUGGGAAGAAGAGAAAUUUCUUCACUACAAAUGAUGCCCAAAUCAUUGCUUCAUGAUCGGAGAGAUGGUAUAAUGGAUGAUGGCCCACGGAGGAAGAAGUCACGAUUCCAGAAUCCUUCAGAGUUUUCAAAUACGGGCAGAUCUAACCUGGAAUAUGGUAAUGAUGAAGGAGGAACAGGAGAUGAUGAUUAUGUGGAAGACUUUGUUGAUGAGAUAAUGUCAGGGAUUGGUCCGAGAAUAAUUCAAACUGAAGAUUCAAGGAAGAAUAAAGGGAUUUCAUUCAAGACUUUGUUUAAUCCAAUGCGGCAGAGUUUGGAGAAAAACCCCAAGUCAGGUAAACUGGGAGGUAGGACAAUGACAGGACAAUCUGAUGACAUGCGUACCAGAGAAGACUCAUGGGCAUACCAGAGAAACCAAACUGACGAUUACCGGAAGGGAGAGCGUUUAAGGAGGGAUGUAGACAGUUUCUCAUCACGGGAUCUCAGGAAGGAUAAUUUUAUUCAGGGACAAAGGCAAGAUCCAGAAGUCAGUCGGAGGGAGAACUAUUCUGGAUAUGGCACACGUGAACUUGGGUACGGACGUGACAAUCAACAAAAUGACAGAUUUGAUGACCAAGAAUACAGAGGAACUGCAGAUGAUGAAAGUUUCUCAGGAAGAGAUUAUCAGUCAAGAUACAAUGUUGAAAAUGCCAGGGGCACAUAUGGCCCAGAAUACACUGCUCAACAUACUACUGCAUUCAAAAACAAUAGGAGUGCUGUGAAAGAGUCUUGGCCAAGGCCACAGGGUAUUGGGAAUCCAAAGCCAAGUCCUGAUUUAGAACUUGGGGUCAAACCACCAAGAGAAGUCAGGUUAGGUAGACCAAUGCCAGAAUUUAUUGAAAAAUUUAUGAAAACUGCAGGUAGGUAUGCAGUAGGCGUGCAGCGAGUGACUACAACUUAUAACUUACCUAGCAACUGUGUGGGUCUACUGCCACCCAAAUUGAACGCAGAAACUUGGGAUAUCCUGACAAAGAAAGCUCAAAAUAAAGAUGAGAUCUUGCAAGACCUUCAGAGAUGGUUUGCUGGAGGAAUCAUUCCUCUGGUUAAACUUGCUGAUCUUUUUGGCAACAACUUGCAGAUUGUGGAGGAUGUGUGUCGUUAUGUAAGCGAUUCUUUGAAUGUGUUCACAUUUUUAUGUUUUCUCCUUUCGAUGAAAAGAAGGAUCCUGAUGAGAAGCUCACUUCAUAAGAGGUAUGGGAUCUUGUGCAGAAGACAUCAACCCAUUUCAGGCUACCUGUUUGGUGACAGGCUUUCACAGGACCUGGAGCGUAUCAAAGCAGGAACUUUUCACAUCCCUACAUCAGAGAAGGAUAUCAAGGACACAAAUAACAUUGAUCCAGAAGGUGCUGAUUUUAAACCAGCCUUCUUUGCAUCGCUUGCUCUCCCUGGUGAUGACGUUGACAUAAAUGUUUCCAACAUGAUCAACGUGGCAUGUUCCAGCGAUGGUAACCUUGCAGAUUUGAGGGAGAAAUACCAAAUUCCUUCAAACUGCAAUGUAUUGAUCCCACCAAAAGUGAAUCCUGAGAUUUGGAAUCUUGUUUCCCAAUCUGGUUUGGAUCUUGACUAUAGAAUUCAAGAUGUGCACAUGUCUAUUGCAGAGUCGAUGGUUCCUCUGCUGAUAAUGUUACAAUCAGUCCAGAAUACGACAUAUGAUGAGAGUAAUACUCUGACUCUCCUCACACACUCUCUGUCCCUUCUAGGAAACUCCAUGUAUCAGAUCAACAGGAUCCGAAUGGAGGCUAUCAAGAAAAGCCUGCCGUCGCAGGUCCACAGUUACUGCAGUUUCCACUGGACUGGUGCUGAGAUGGUCAUGGUGGAUGACAGUUAAUGUGGACUGUUCUUGUCAUCAAACUAUUCAUUUGCCGUUGCUUUUGAAUAUCAGUGGAUCAGUCAUUGACAGGGAGUUGUGUUGUCAUAAGGUGUAAGUUCUCUUGUCACCUUCAGUGACAUGACUGCAAAAUCCAGCAUUUUAGGUGACACUGUCUACUUGGAACUUUCUGUCUGGCAAUCAUCAACAUAAUUUUUGUUGUUAUCCAUCAGGAAGAUGAUGAUCCUGUUUAUAUCUCUCUGUAGGUCCCCAAAAACCUAUGCUGGUUGCCUCAGAAGCAAUUACAUGCAUCGGGUAGUCAUACUCAGUGACUUGGUUGAUAGCUUGUCUUCAUACCCCUGAUGACUUGGAUAAUUGUUCACAGUCACUAGAUUGUCUGAUCCAGACUCUAUUAUUUACAGGGCAUCAUAAACAGAUGGAAUAUUGGUAGGGAUGGUAAAGCAAUGCAUAAGCGACUUCUUGUGUGAUGAUAUGAAAAAUUGGGUAACUUGGUUGAUUACAGAUUUGUAAUAUGAUAAUAUAUGAACAUGGUGAAGGGUUAUGCUCAAAGCUGUAAGAACAUACGUUAUAUUCUUCUGGUAUCUGAAAAUGAAUGUUUGUGAUAUUUUGAAGAAGUGAACCAUGGUUGAUUCUGGGUGUAAAUAUCUUAAACAUUGUCACUUCCAAAUGAAAAGAAAACAUUGUUUUGUUUCAUGAUGGUUUUAAUAUCUUGUUGACAUUACCAAUGAGACUGCAGUUUUAGAGAACGGGUUUUACAGGACAGAAACAGACUUAACGUCAUGUGACAUGAUACUUCAUUACCGUUUGGCGAACAUGACAGAGGACAUCAAGCAUUUUGCUAUACUGUUGCAUGGUGCUCAAAUGACCUUCACUUAGCAAGAGGUGCUGUUUCUGAAGCCUUUCAAGGAUUUCUCAUUACACGCACACACAAUACAUGAGCAUGUUCGGGUUGUUGCCCCUGGGUUUGAAUCUAACUGGGGUAAGCCCAGUGCCAUGAGAGAAGUUUGACAUCACCUUGCCAUAUUUCUUCAAAGGGAAUUAUUUAAAUUUUUAUAAGAUCAGUAUGUGAUGUGGAAGUGCCAUCUUGGUUGAGAGUGAUGAUGAAACAAUGUGCCAUAGAGAUGUUGGAUCCCAUGGGAUAACCCAUUAUUACAACGCAAAGUGUAUGUUGUCUGUGACUAUGGUGGAUGUAUUUCUUCUCUGGUUUGGUAAUACUUAGUUUUGUGCUUUUUACUCAUCUAUUUGGGGUGCUCCACUGUAGACUAACUUCUAACAGAGUUUGUCAAUUGUAUAGAAAAUGAGGUUUGUUGUUAUUGCUUCUCAGGAAGGAACUGAAUGCACAAAUUUGUCCUGUGAGAAGAGUUGAUGUGUCAACCUCAGCUUUAACUAUUUUGACAACUGAGUUAUGUUUAAGAAAACAUUUUCCAAUUGUUACAAAACAUUGUAAUAAAUAUCAUCCCUUAAA